This is a messenger RNA of Carcharodon carcharias (great white shark), 654 nucleotides long. It is a transcript of the gene tm4sf5, whose product is annotated as transmembrane 4 L six family member 5. Gene Ontology annotation, cellular component: membrane. Lineage: Eukaryota; Metazoa; Chordata; Chondrichthyes; Lamniformes; Lamnidae. The coding region runs from base 1 to 600 and encodes 199 amino acids. The record is from RefSeq and is a predicted model, not a curated record. The transcript has 5 exons.
AUGUGCACUGGGAAAUGUGCCCGCUGCAUUGGCCUGUUCCUGUUACCGCUGGCCUUUGUAUGUAUUAUAGCCAACAUCCUCCUUAUUUUCCCCAAUGCGGAGACAAAAUGGACCGAUCAUAUCACCUUGCAAGUCUGGUUGAUGGGAGGAAUAAUAGGCGGCGGACUUUUUGUCCUGUGUCCAGCAUGCGCUGCAGUACGGGCCGGAGGUAAAGGAUGUUGCGGUGCCGGAUGCUGUGGGAACAGAUGCAGGAUGCUGCGAUCUGUGUUCUCUUCUGUCUUUGGUAGCCUGGGCUCCUUAUACUGUCUCAGUGUAUCAUCUACGGGUUUGGCGAAUGGCCCACUGUGUGCCGUUGAGUCUGGGGACUGGCAAUAUCCCUUCCAGGACUCCGAAAACAGUUACCUAGGCAACCAGACCUUGUGGGAAAUUUGCAAAGAUCCUCCAAACAUCGUCAUGUGGAAUGUAGUCCUCUUCUCCAUUUUACUCGUGGCCAGUGUGAUCGAACUGGUCUUCUGCGUGUUACAGGUUAUUAACGGAUGCAUUGGAGUUUUCUGCGGAGAUUGCCGAAAGAAACACAGGAAAGAUGAGGAUAGCUUUUGAACACCUCGGACCUGAAGUGGCCCUGAAGAGGCAGCUCCCACUGUAGACUUAGCA